UCACCUCCGUUUUCUCCAGAGGGUUUCAGUCAGCUUGGAAAACCUACAAUAAUGGAGGUCGAUAUGGGAGAAGGAUCAAGUGAGUUGAGUAACAACGUCAUGUGUCAAUUAGCGGACCCAGAAGGAACUCCACUGGGAGUGUCCAUGUAUCUUCCCCAAAGCGUUGGUCCUAAGGAGCUUCAACAGAUGGUUAACAAGUUGCUCGACAAUGAGGAAAAGCUGCCAUAUGCCUUUUAUAUAUCCGACCAAGAGCUUGUUAUACAACUAGGAGAUUAUUUGCAGAAGAAUAAAAUUUCUGUGGAGAAGGUGGUCACAAUAGUGUAUCAACCGCAGGCAGUAUUCCGUAUUCGCCCAGUUAAUCGUUGUUCUUCUACAAUCGCUGGUCAUACUGAGGCAGUACUUUCAGUUGUCUUUAGUCCUGAUGGACAGCAGCUGGCUAGUGGUUCAGGUGAUACAACUGUCCGGCUGUGGGACUUAAAUACCCAAACGCCUCUGUUCACUUGUACAGGACACAAGAAUUGGGUUCUCUGCGUUGCAUGGUCACCAGAUGGUAAGCAUUUGGUUAGUGGAAGCAAGUCUGGAGAACUUCAGUGCUGGGAUCCACGGACUGGGAAACCAUCUGGCAAUCCACUCACCGUAAGAUCUCUUUAAUUAUGUUCAAUUAAUCAGGUACCAUAUUCCAGGAUUCUUAAUCAGUCAGUUAUUUUAACGUUUGGGUGACAUGUACCAUCACUCGUUGUACAGCAGUCUGUAAAUAGUAUCCAAUUUGAGCACAGACCUAUACCUAAUUUGAUAAUAGUUAAAAUAUGUUAUUUGAUAAACUUAAAUUUCUGUUUAUCCAACAUUAGCCAAAUACAACUUCAGAUUUUGCUAUAUUGAUUUGAUAAAAUAUUCGACCUGUUAUAUUUUGAA
Cynara cardunculus var. scolymus (artichoke) is the source of this 912-nucleotide messenger RNA. RefSeq names its product notchless protein homolog. The record is from RefSeq and is a predicted model, not a curated record. Lineage: Eukaryota; Viridiplantae; Streptophyta; Magnoliopsida; Asterales; Asteraceae. The coding region runs from base 52 to 651 and encodes 199 amino acids. Gene Ontology annotation, cellular component: nucleolus. Gene Ontology annotation, molecular function: protein binding. The transcript is spliced from 5 exons. Gene Ontology annotation, biological process: ribosomal large subunit assembly.